GCCUUGUACACUUGAAGAUGCCAAACAAUUGGCUUAUAAUAGAAGGGAGCUUGUCUUUCUGAAUAUUAUAUUAAUAAUCGCUCAGCUUUAUUAUGGAUGUGUGAUAAAAAGCAUAGAUGAAAAGCUAUGUCACGAGAUUUUAACAGAAUAUCUUGGCCCUCCUUCACUAAUCCUCAAACCUAAUUUUCUCAAAACACCAGAAUGUCCCACAGGAUUAGAACUUGAUAUUUAUUACUCAGAAUAUGGCUUUGCAAUCGUACAACACGAAAAAUAUAUCAAAUUCUUCCAUAAUCGCGAUCCCAAUAAUUUUAUCAAACAGCAAGCGCGGGAUCAACUCAAGAAAGAAUUAUGCAAAGAGAAUCAGAUUGCACUAAAGUAUGUUUGGUAUUACGAAGACCCAUUUGUAGUUAUUUCAGAGCAUCUUCGUGAAUUGG
This is a messenger RNA of Scutellospora calospora, 434 nucleotides long. Lineage: Eukaryota; Fungi; Glomeromycota; Glomeromycetes; Diversisporales; Gigasporaceae. The record is from the annotation of a GenBank genome assembly.